Molecule: messenger RNA, 1269 nt
Organism: Centruroides sculpturatus (bark scorpion)
Lineage: Eukaryota; Metazoa; Arthropoda; Arachnida; Scorpiones; Buthidae
Exons: 4
Coding region: 72-695 (207 amino acids)
Source: RefSeq, a predicted model, not a curated record
ACCGCGGCCGCGUAACUAAAGGCACCCAAAUCACCAUCUUCGGUGCCUAUUGUCGGGAAACAAAAGAGGUGAUGUACUGGCAUGUGGACAACAAGAGCCGACGGGUUCUCUGGAGCCACAUGCUCAGAUACAUCGCCCGCGGUUCCAUCAUUGUUUCCGACAGCGCGGCCCAAUAUCGCGGUUGUACGACGAUGGGCUUCUCUGAACAUAAGACCGUUAAUCACAGCCAGCGGGGCCCCGGGAGAUUCGUCGACGCCGAUGAUCCCGAGGCCCACACUCAGAACAUCGAGUGCAGAAAUCGCUGGCUGAAGAAGUCCAUCAAGUCGCUCCGCACGGACAGGAGCCUGCAGAGCUACAACUGUACGUACGUGUACAGGACGCGGGUCCUGUCCCAGUUGCCAACAACAUCGGCAAAAUUCCGGCAGUUCAUCGGGGACAUCGUGGCCGUCUACCCGGGCCCCGGUCGUCAGGGUCUCCAACUCCGGACGAUCGAUGUGCCCGUGGAUCAACAUCUGCCGCCGGACGAGCCCUAUUUCGAUGUUCCCGUGCACGAGGGCGACGAAGAGGAACGGCAGGGGGAUGACGACCGCCCAACAACAUCGGGCGCCAACAUCUUCGUCAUCGACCCCCAGGACCUAGCCGAGGCGGGGACCAGCGGCCUCACCCCGUCCUCACCCACGCAACAUCGGGAAUAGGCUAGGCGUCGCCAGAUAGCGAAAGGACGUGGCGGGAGAUGCAGGAGGAGACGCUGUUGAAGGUGAGUGUACAAUCUGGUUUCAAAACGGUUUUCUAUUAGCCUAACUAGUGACAGUCACUUCCGAAGAGGUAGGUCAGGUGUUUUGGACAAGCCGCGAAAGCGGCGCGUAGUACUAGCCGACCGCGAUCAAAACCGAGCGUGUCGGUGAAUGAGGGGCCCUAGGUCCGAGGUCAAGGAUGAGCGCGGGGUCGUGCGAAAAGGACCUAACUCGGCAAUAAUUAGACUGUAGUACAUUAGAAUAGGUCGAUAGGCUUAGCGGUGCUUAGUACUGUAGCCGACCGGGCGAGCGAUACCCAGUGUGUCGGCGAAUGACGGGCCCUACACCCUCCCGAGGUCGAGAAGGAGCGCGGGGUCAUGCGAAAAGGACCUAACUCCGAAUUAGACUGCAGUAACGUUAGAAUAAGUCGAUAGGCUUAGCGGUCGAAAAGCUUAGUAGAAAGAACGACGCGACUCGUCGAUCCCGAUCGCCGGAAAUGACGUAGGCGAUUCUUUACAGGGCUAUAUCUCGUAAA